Messenger RNA from Dama dama (fallow deer), 1785 nucleotides. It is a transcript of the gene PRSS27, whose product is annotated as serine protease 27. The transcript is spliced from 11 exons. NCBI's taxonomy places the organism in Eukaryota, Metazoa, Chordata, Mammalia, Artiodactyla, Cervidae. Gene Ontology annotation, biological process: proteolysis. Gene Ontology annotation, molecular function: serine-type endopeptidase activity. The record is from RefSeq and is a predicted model, not a curated record. The coding region runs from base 1 to 1785 and encodes 594 amino acids.
AUGGCCCUCGUCCGCACCUGCACGGGAAGCCUGGGAAGCUCCGUCCCUGAUUUCCCGGGCUCUGCGGCCACAAGCCGGCGGAAGCACGGGGGAUACCGGGAAGGCGGAGGACAGUCGACUUCCGGCUGCAAAGGCUGCCGGGGUCCUCCACACCGUUCACCUGGACGUUCCCUGGCCCGGGACAGGGCUGGGCCCCCAGCGUGCGCACAGAACGCCUGUGCAGGCUGCUGGAGAAGAGAAGGGAGGGGAGGGGAGCACGAGGGGGACAGGGGCAGGACUGGGAGGAAGAGGGCAGCGAGGAGCGAGGAGCGGAGGGAGCCCCCACCAGGCCUGGCUCUGCCCGGCCGCCCGGCCAUCCCCAUCCGAGGGCAGGACUGCGUGGACCCGGCGCUCCAGGGCUGGGGGGGCGGGGGAGCGGGGAGGGGGCGGCCGACCUCGGCCCCCGCGCCUCCUGGGGCGCGCCGCAUCCCCUGCGCAGGCCGGGAGGCUGAGGCCGGGCUCUGCCUGUGCUCCACAGCUCCCCACCCCAAGCCUGGGAUAACCCUCCCGGAGCCGCUUCCGCGGCGGCCGCACGUCCCGACCCGGCCGGCCACGCCCAGGGCAGGGACACGGUACGGUCACCCGGCCCGGCCUUCCCAGAACCACCUUCCGCCCCGCCCACCCGGCCCUCGGUUCCGGGAAGGCCCCCCACCGCCCCCGGCUGGGCAUAUAACCCACUUCAUGGAGCCCCGAGCUUCGUGCUUGAGCACUCGGCGCUCCUGCCACCACUGUCCCCUGCCCGGCGGGCACUCCAGCCAGGCCGAGACCAUGAGGCAGCUGCCAGCUGUGGCCCUGCUCCUGCUGCUGCUGCGGUCCGGGACUCAGGGGGGUGAGGCACUAAACGCCUGCGGACGCCCACGGAUGCUGAACCGGAUGGUGGGCGGGCAGAACGCCUUGGAGGGCGAGUGGCCCUGGCAGGUCAGCAUUCAGCGAAACGGAAGCCACUUCUGCGGGGGCAGCCUCAUCACGGACCGGUGGGUCCUCACCGCCGCGCACUGCUUCUCCAACACCUCUGAAACACCCCUGUACCAAGUCCUGCUGGGGGUGUUGCAACUGGCGAGGCCAGGGCCACACGCUGUGUAUGCCCGGGUGAAGCGGGUCGAGAGCAACCCCCAGUACCAAGGCAUGGCCUCGAGCGCCGACGUGGCCCUGGUGGAGCUGGAGGCACCUGUGACCUUCACCAACUACAUCCUCCCUGUGUGUGUGCCUGACCCCUCGGUCGUCUUUGAGACGGGCAUGAACUGCUGGGUCACCGGCUGGGGCAGCCCCAGUGAACAAGACAGCCUGCCCAAACCCCGGACCCUGCAAAAGCUCGCCGUGCCCAUCAUCGGCACACCCAAGUGCAACCUGCUCUACAGCAAGGAUGCGGAGUCCAGCUUCCAGCCCAGAACCAUCAAGGAUGACAUGCUGUGUGCGGGCUUCGCUGAGGGCAAGAAGGACGCCUGCAAGGGAGAUUCCGGGGGCCCCCUGGUGUGCCUCGUGGGCCAGGUGUGGCUGCAGGCCGGGGUGAUCAGCUGGGGCGAGGGCUGCGCCCGCCGGAACCGCCCAGGUGUCUACAUCCGGCUCACCUCCCACCACGACUGGAUCCACCGGAUCAUCCCAGAGCUGCAGUUCCAGCGGGCAGGGCCGGGCGGUGCCCAGAAGCGGGACCCCCGGAACCUGCAGCCCCUUGGUCGGAACUCUGUGUGCUGCCCGGCUGCCCGAGCCGUCCUCCUGGUCCUCGCAGCCCUGCUCACCUUGCUCUGA